AUGAACAAAAGUACAGUACUCCCUGUUGUACUUUACACUCUGUUGAGUGAGGUUGGUUGUACACGAGAUCUCCAGGAAAGCUUGCAGGAAGAAGUGGAAAAAAUAAAUCACAAUUUGCAAAAUAUCAAUUCGGAUGAAGCGGCACUGGAUACUAAAAUUGAUCGUCGCAAGCGCGAAUAUGACCAACAACAAAAGCGACUGGCAAAACUGCAGGUAACAAGACGUAGUAAAAUAAAAAUCAAGCACGCACACUUUGUUCCAAAAAUGCACCGCAAGAAACACUUUCAAAUUCACCCUUUUACGCGUUUUUUGUAG
Messenger RNA from Gongylonema pulchrum, 315 nucleotides. The record is from the annotation of a GenBank genome assembly. Lineage: Eukaryota; Metazoa; Nematoda; Chromadorea; Rhabditida; Gongylonematidae.